Hyaloperonospora brassicae is the source of this 540-nucleotide messenger RNA. NCBI's taxonomy places the organism in Eukaryota, Oomycota, Peronosporomycetes, Peronosporales, Peronosporaceae. The record is from the annotation of a GenBank genome assembly.
AUGCCGCAGCGCGUAGCCGUCUUGUCGCACGUGAAGGCAAGCGCAACGGCUGUCCCGAGUUGCAGCAGCGCGCGCCGCAUCGCGUGGCACGGCGGGAAGAUAUCGUCGAACAAGACAGAGGCGCUGCAGAAGUUCUACCAGCGCAAACUGCGUGCGGGCGACUACGUCGCGGCGCAGCAGAUUGAGACGACGCUCAAUGUGAUCCCAAGUCAGGAAAAGUCGCGGGUCCACCCGCACUUGACAAAGACAAAGCGGCCGCUUUAUCCGGACACACAGACGACACGUAGCACAACAAGUGGGCGCUGUAUUGUGCUGAAGACGGGACGUGUGCUUGGCCCGAAGAUGGACUCGAAGCUCCGAGCGCAGAAAGCAGACGCGCCUCGUCAUGCGAAACAGCACAAGUCCGAGCCAGGGACGACGAGUAGAAAGGCGCCAAAGCCUGCGGCAGGUGUGACCCUGGAAGACAAGUUGGGACUGCCGCUGCAUGCACUGGUGGGGGACAAGGCGAAGCGCACGCUCCGUGGCGUGAAGCGGCGGUGA